GACCGCGAUCCAAACGUUUGCCAAAACGCGGGGGAAAUCGAAGGUCGAGUGCGGGUUCCGCCCAAUGAAUCAUCUUUCAUUAUAAAUGAUUGAGAGCAGCUGUCGAACUCGGGAAGAAUUGCCAACCUAUGAACAAGUUUCAAUCCCUUGCCACGCUUGCCCAUCGCCAACAUGUUUGUCGCCGAACUGGUCCACGGUCUAUCACACGAGGCAACCCAACAUCCAAUCGCGUUUCUCUCCAAGUUCCUUGUCGUUUCUGCUCUAGUUUACUUCAUUGCGAACGAGGUAGUCCGCUCGAAGGCUCGUCUGUCCGGUUGGCACGGUCCUCAGGGACUUCCCCUCAUCGGCAACUUACAUCAACUGGGAGGGAAUGCCUCUCAGAAGUACCGGGAAUGGGCGAAAGAGUAUGGUCCGGUAUACCAGGUUCAACUAGGUAAUUUGCCAGUCUUGGUUGUCAACACCGCUGCUGCCGCCAAGGUCAUGUUCGGGAACAACUCGCAAGCGACUGCGUCUCGCCCUGAGUUGUACACUUUCCACAAGAUCGUUGCAAAUACUGCCGGAACAACCAUAGGCACGUCCCCGUACAAUGAGUCUCUCAAGAGACGGAGAAAGGGUGCAGCGUCUGCCCUCAACCGACCCUCCAUUGAGACGUACAUCCCUCAUCUGGACCUGGAGACGAGAGACUUCCUCAAAGAGGCACUCACCUACGGCAAGGUAGGAAUGGUCGCAGUAGAUCCCUUGCCCCUCGUCCAGAGACUCAGUCUUUCCCUGGCAGUCACGCUCAACUGGGGCAUGCGAUUCCCCAGCCACGACGACGGACUCUUCAAGGAGAUCACCACGGUCGAAGGUGAGAUCAGCCGCACCAGAAGCGUCACCGACAACAUGCAGGAUUACAUUCCCCUGUUGAGGCUCAACCCUUUCUCGGCCGGAAAACGCCACGCGGUGGAAAUGAGAUCCCGGCGGGACAGGUACCUGUCCAAGCUGAACGGCGACCUCGAGGAGAAGAUCCGGAACGGGACGCACGAGCCCUGCAUCCAGGCCAACGUCAUGCUCGACGAGGAGGCGAAGCUCAACAAGGUCGAGCUGACCUCCAUCAGCCUGACGAUGCUCUCGGCCGGGUUCGAGACGUUUACCGCAGUGUCGACGUGGGGCAUUGGGUUCCUGGCUACGCAUCCCGAGAUCCAGCGGAAAGCUUUCGACGCCAUUCGGGAGGCCUACGAUGAGUCGAACCCUCUGUGCGACGCGCACGACGACCAGACCAUCCCCUAUGUCCGCGCCCUAGUGCGAGAGUGCUUGAGAUACUUUACCGUCCUCCGGCUUUCGCUGCCUCGAGCAACAAACAAAGAGUUUGUGUACGAGGGGAAGUUUAUCCCCAAGGGCACAGUCGUCUUUCUCAACUCUUGGGCUUGUAACAUGGACAACGAGCUGUGGCACGAUCCCGAGGUCUUCCGCCCCGAGCGCUGGCUGGAGAACCCCGAGGCCCCCAUGUUCACCUACGGGAUGGGCUACCGCAUGUGUGCCGGGACGAUGCUGGCCAACCGCGAGCUGUACAUCACGUUCCUCCGUAUGCUGGCCAGCUUCGAGCUGUCUUCGGCCACCAAGAUCGACUCGGACCCCGUGACUGGAGCUGCCGACUUGACGAACUUGAUCAUCACGCCCGGGCAUUACAAGGUCACCUUCACCCCGCGUAAUGAGGUAGCGCUGAGGAAAUCGUUGGAAACCGAGGUUGAGCACUGAUUUUCUGGGAUCGCGCCGAGAUGUUCAUGUAGGAAGCCGGACGGAGUUGGGGAGUUGGUUGUGGCAAUGGGAUGCAAAAUGCAAGGCAAUGAGUUAUGUGUAAAAGGGUACUGAGUGUGGUUGGCCCCAGUCGUAGCGAGGGAUGAUGGGCUAGAUCGUAACGUCGGACCACCCAAUAUUGAC
Messenger RNA from Colletotrichum destructivum, 1920 nucleotides. RefSeq names its product Putative cytochrome P450. Gene Ontology annotation, molecular function: iron ion binding; heme binding; oxidoreductase activity, acting on paired donors, with incorporation or reduction of molecular oxygen. The record is from RefSeq and is a predicted model, not a curated record. NCBI's taxonomy places the organism in Eukaryota, Fungi, Ascomycota, Sordariomycetes, Glomerellales, Glomerellaceae. The coding region runs from base 172 to 1737 and encodes 521 amino acids. The transcript has 4 exons.